CAAGCAGUAGAAGCAUGUGUGGUGGGGGAAUGAUUGGAGAAAGCGUCUGAGUCUGGAGCGUGCGCAGUGAUUUUGAUAGCGCUGUUGCCCUAUCACUGGAUUGGCGAUCGAUCCACGCCGGCGCGCGAUCGGCCUGCAUUCUCCGGUGAUCCGGAGGUCCGAGCGCUUUCGAUCGCGUCUCCCUCCGGCAUUCCUUUCUCCGGCGAGCAUUGGCAGGGGAGAGAAAAGAAUGGCCGUUCUUGAUUCCAGGAGGGAGCUUGAUUCAGCUCUUGCACCGUGGGAAAUGCUGUGAAUGCGGGCGGCCAGGCAAGAGCUAUUGCAUGCUGGAAUCCGUGAAAUAUCUAGUGAUAGAUCGAUCGAUGCCGCGUCUCGUUUGGAUCCAAGCCGUUCUUGUGUUUCUCCUGAUCAUUCAGCUAUCCAGCGCUGACGAAUCUCCACCAGAAUUGCUGGAAAUAUCUCUAAGGAACUCAACAGUCGCGGAGUCUGUGAGUUGGAGCCGACGCCUCCUCGCAAGCCAGCUCUAUAGCAGGAAACGAAGAAAUCUCGGCACUAAUCGCAUCUCAGACGAGUGUACCAAGUCGGACAUCAGUGUCUUUCAAGGCCGCUCCAGUCCGCUCCCCAAUGGCAUCCCAACUUACAGCGUCCAGAUCAUCAAUCUCUGCGUGGUGGGCUGCCCCUUGUCCAACAUCCACAUUGCUUGCGGCUGGUUCGCGUCCGCCAAGCUCGUCAAUCCCAAGAUCUUCAAGAGGGUCGGCUACAACGACUGCAUCGUUAACGAUGGUAAAGCCAUCAGUGGAGGUGAGAGUAUCUUUUUCCACUACGCGAAUUCCUUCCAGUAUCCUUUGAGAGUCCAGUCUGCGGUGUCGUGUUCUUCCGGUGUCUAGGAUGAGAGGGGGGAAAUGUUCGGUAUCACUUACGAUCGGGCCACAGUUUUUUACAUGGGUUAUACAUAUAUGUAUAGCUGCUUCCAGCUCCAGUUUAACAGGUCCUGGGGAUUUCAUAGUACUGAUGAGAGGCCUGCUGUUACAGAUCCAGCAGGUUCUAAAGCGGGAAUUGUAAGUAGAGGCUACGUUCUCGUGGCCGAAACGAUGAGUUUAUAAAAGGCUUCGGAGAGACUUUUCAAGCCGAGGUAUUUUUCCAUGUU
Selaginella moellendorffii is the source of this 1144-nucleotide messenger RNA. Its product is annotated as TPD1 protein homolog 1. The transcript is spliced from 3 exons. NCBI's taxonomy places the organism in Eukaryota, Viridiplantae, Streptophyta, Lycopodiopsida, Selaginellales, Selaginellaceae. Gene Ontology annotation, biological process: cell fate determination. Bases 321 to 884 code for a protein of 187 amino acids. The record is from RefSeq and is a predicted model, not a curated record.